AAGUCCCCGCCUCCGCAGCCUGUUGCGCACAGACGCGCUGGAGUGACAUUGUUAAGUCGCCUCCACGUUGAAAGCUCACGCAGCUCCGCUCAGCAUCUUUUCUCUCUGCACGGACACCAAAACAAAUCUUUAAAAAACUCAUCGCCUCUUUUUUUAAAUUUUUUUUUAUGAGCUCAUCAUGACGUUCAGGAGGCUGAAGAAGGUGAACUCCAGCGGGCCAGACAGUGGACCAUCAUCUCAGGACAACGACAUUUAUUUCCCCUCGUCAAAGUCAGACAGCUGCAGGACUAUGGACUCACCCAGCAACUCCUCGGAGGUUUAUAACUACAAGACUUUGGCUUAUUCUGGAGGGACCCUGCCCAGAAACUUCAAAAAGGGUGGCGGUCUGCAGAAGUGGAAACCCCUAACACAGACACCAGAACCACAAAGAAAGGUGGUGGUUCUGGAAAAAAAGGAAGAGGAGACGUUUGGUUUCGAGAUCCAGACUUACGGCCUUCACCAUCAGGACCAGAACUCCGUGGAGAUGUGCACGUUUGUGUGCAAAGUGCACGAAGACAGCCCGGCUCAAGAAGCGGGACUUAAAGUUGGGGACACCAUUGCAAGUGUGAACGAGACCACCGUGGAGGGGUAUCGGCACAAGGAGAUCGUUCAGCUCAUCAGGGCUUGUGGCAACACCAUCAGGCUGGAGACGGUUUACAGUGACUCAAUCCGAAAAGCAGAGCUCGAAGCCCGGCUGCAGUAUCUGAAGCAAACUCUUCAUGAGAAAUGGGAUGAAUAUCGUUCGUUGAUGGUGCAGGAGCAGAGGCUCGUUCAUGGCAUCGUAAUGAGUGAUGCUGCAGUGUACGAGUCCCUGGAGUCAGCAGGCAUCUACGGCAGCCUCGGCACUCCCAGCCCGGCCGCUCGCAGAGCUCUCCGAGGCACCGGCAGCACCAGCAGCAGCGCCAGCUUCCUCAGCACGGCCACCGAGGACGACCCUCUCUACCAGACCUGCCUGUACCAGGCAGACAGCAGCGUAGACACGGACAACACCAUUGUGGACAAAAAGAAAGACGAGCAGCAGCCGCAGCAGAAGCAGCAACGCCUCCGACCGGCCAGCGAGCUCUUCACGACGGCCAAGACGCACCUGACCCGAAGCGCCAGCACACGCAGCUACAUGAGGGGCUCGUCGUCGUCCAACUCGGGGGAGAAGCAGGGAGGGUUCAACUCGCUGCAGAGGAAACCCAAACAGAAGAGCUUCCGCAGGCGACUCCUCAAAUUCAUCCCGGGUUUGAACCGACCGCUGGAAGAGGAGGAGAGCAAACUCUGAGCAGACCCAAAGACUUAAAGCACCAAAGACUGUCAAACUAAACUGCCAAAGAAAAAAGAGUGCAGAGACCAAAGUUACGGCUCUACAGCUGCACCAAUGUAGACCAACGAACAUGUGGCUAAGUUCUGUAGCCGUCAGUGUUUCACAGCUGUACAUAACUUUUCUUUAAGUUAUUUAUUUAUUUUAACACGUGUCAGGUUUAUGUACAGAAUGAAGGAUUUCUCCCAGUUUUUACUUGCAUGCACACACUUUUAUUUUGACAGCUGAAUAAAUGACCCGUUGUGAUUGUGAUAGUGCAGCACAAACAUUUCUUUUGUAAGUUUGAUAUCUACGUUAGAUGAUUCAGAUCUUGAUCCUGUUUUUUAUUUUGUCCGCAUAAGUCACGGUUCCUAAAAAUAAAAAAAAAUGUGGCAUUUUCACA
This is a messenger RNA of Larimichthys crocea (large yellow croaker), 1727 nucleotides long. It is a transcript of the gene tamalin, whose product is annotated as trafficking regulator and scaffold protein tamalin. Lineage: Eukaryota; Metazoa; Chordata; Actinopteri; Sciaenidae. The coding region runs from base 179 to 1306 and encodes 375 amino acids. Gene Ontology annotation, molecular function: protein binding. The record is from RefSeq and is a predicted model, not a curated record. The transcript is spliced from 8 exons.